AGAAAAGCGCUAAAUGGAAAUCUGUAUAUGAUCAAAUAGAAACUGAAAUUUCAAAAAGAAAGAAAAAAAAAAAAGAUGGGCAAGAGGGGGGUGAUUAUAUACGAUUUUAUCAUCUCCUUGAUGUGGGUAUGGUCUAAUUUUCUGAUAAAGCUGUUGGUGAAUCAAAUUUUAGGGAUUGAUUACCAACCCAAGGCUGAAUUUGUGAAGAAUUCUUUAUCCGUUAUCAACAUGUUCUUCUUCGCCUUCUUGGGUAAGGUCACUAAUGGCGGCGCUUAUAAUCCUUUGACUGUUUUAGCCUCCGCCGUGUCUGGUGGUUUCGCCCACUUCCUUUUCACUGUUGGGGCCAGAAUUCCCGCUCAGGUAAUUGGAUCUAUUACUGGGGUUAAGCUCAUUAUCCAGAUCUUUCCGGGGAUUGGAUCCGGGCCACGUUUGAAUGUCGAUAUCCAUCAAGGUGCAUUAACUGAAGGAUUCUUAACAUUUGCAAUUGUCAUCAUCUCGCUCGGGCUUACUACCAAGAUCCCUAGCAGUUUCUUUAUGAAGACGUGGAUCGCAAGCAUCUCCAAGUUAACUCUUCAUAUUCUUGGCUCUAAUCUCACUGGUGGAUGCAUGAACCCUGCCUCUGUAAUGGGAUGGGCUUAUGCUCGUGGAGAUCAUAUCUCGAAGGAACAUAUACUCGUAUACUGGCUCGCUCCGAUAGAGGCGACUUUGUUAGCGGUUUGGGUUUUUCGGUUGGCAGUUAAACCAGCUAUAGAGGCGAAACAGAAUGUAAAAGCUAAACCAGAGUGAGUCCCUCUGUUUGUUGAAACUCAUCAGUGACCUUGAGGAUAUGAUAACUCAAAGUGUAUGUAAAUUCCAUGGUUAGAUGCGACUUUUCGAAAAUUAGGAAUUUAGUCCCUGUACUUGUAUUUUUAGGAAUUUCGUCCUUACUUUUCAGAUUUUAAAAUUCAGGUCUAACUGUUAAUCCUGUUAA
Molecule: messenger RNA, 970 nt
Organism: Gossypium raimondii (Peruvian cotton)
Lineage: Eukaryota; Viridiplantae; Streptophyta; Magnoliopsida; Malvales; Malvaceae
Product: probable aquaporin SIP2-1
Exons: 3
Coding region: 76-786 (236 amino acids)
Biological process (GO): transmembrane transport
Cellular component (GO): membrane
Molecular function (GO): channel activity
Source: RefSeq, a predicted model, not a curated record